Messenger RNA from Morus notabilis, 1255 nucleotides. RefSeq lists its product as uncharacterized. NCBI's taxonomy places the organism in Eukaryota, Viridiplantae, Streptophyta, Magnoliopsida, Rosales, Moraceae. The transcript has 5 exons. Gene Ontology annotation, cellular component: cytosol. Gene Ontology annotation, biological process: protein ubiquitination. The record is from RefSeq and is a predicted model, not a curated record. The coding region runs from base 293 to 1021 and encodes 242 amino acids. Gene Ontology annotation, molecular function: ubiquitin protein ligase activity.
AUAAGCUGAUGAUAUAAAUGGUGAGAUACUUUAUUUUCUUUGUUUGUUUACGUGCUCUCUAAGCGAAAGCCAAGUAAGCCCCAUCUCUCUCUCUCUCUAUCAUCACUUUCUCUCUCUAGGAAAAGCUUGUAACAGUGGAGGAAUUUCUGGAACCAGAUAGCUGAGCAGUUUGCGGGUUGAAAAUCUCUGCAAGGAAAAGAACCAAAAAAAAAAAAGCGUGUUCUGUUUGUGGAUUUAUAAUUAAUUAGGUGAUUACGUUAUUGAUGAAAGAGAGAGAGAAAGAAGCUAAAAAAUGCGCAAAUCUUUCAAGGAUUCACUUAAGGCCCUUGAAGCUGAUAUUCAAUUUGCCAAUACCUUGGCUUCUGACUAUCCCAGGGAAUACGAUGGCGGCUGCCUUCAGAUGAGGUUGUCGUACAGCCCAGCUGCUCAAUUUUUUCUCUUUCUUGUUCAGUGGACUGAUUGUCACCUUGCUGCUGCCUUGGGUUUGCUUAGGAUUUUCAUCUAUAAGGCAUAUGAGAAUGGGAAGACCACAAUGUCUAUUCAUGAAAGGAAAGCUAGUCUAAAAGAGUUCUACAGUGUCAUAUUUCCCUCCUUAUUGCAACUUCAAAGAGGAAUAACAGAAGUAGAAGACAGGAAACAGAAAGAAAUUUGUGCCUCAAAAUAUAGGAAAAGAGACGAAUCAUCUGAUAAGGGAAAGGUCUCGGAAAUUGAUUUAGAGAGAGAAGAAGAAUGUGGUAUUUGCAUGGAGAUGAACAGCAAGGUCGUCUUUCCCAGUUGCAAUCAUUCAAUGUGUAUGAAGUGCUACAGAGAUUGGCGAGCUCGCUCUGAAUCGUGCCCCUUCUGUCGGGACUGCCUCAAAAGAGUGAAUUCAUGUGACCUUUGGAUCUACACCAGUAGCACUGAGAUUGUCGAUUUGUCUGCAAUCUCCAGGGAGAACUUGAAGAGACUUCUCAUGUACAUUGAUAAAUUGCCUCGCAUUGUUCCUGAUCCAGCGUUUGUUUCAUAUGAUCCUCUUCGAUGAGUGGCUUCAUCAACACACCCCAUACUACCAAGAUUUGUGUUCUCAUUCCCAAUGAAACAAAAUUUGCAAGUAAUAUGUGGUUCUUUGUAUAUAAAAUUCCCGAACCUUUCAAGUUAAACAUUCAAAGAUGUAAAUAUCUAUUCGUUACUGGGCCUCGUCCUGUUGUUACACAUCAGAUGAUAUAUUUUCUCAUCUGGGAUUUGUGUUAAUUGGGAAACAUCUAAUUUUUCGUUU